AUGCCGCCCAAAGCUCCCAUCACGCGGGGAAGGUUCCAGGUAAUAGAAGGCGACCAGUCCGACAGCGACAUUGACGUCUCCCCGUGGCCGCCGUCCUCCGCCUCGUUACCCGCCGGCAGGACAGCAGCUGGCGCUCCUGCAGCAGCUGCCGGAGCAAACGCAGCAGAAACAGCAGGAGCAGGUGGAGCAGGAGUAGCAGGAGUAGGAGGAGCGCCGAGUAGCACCCGCGCAGGUGCUACCUCCCAGGAGCCUCGCUCCAGGCAGUUCCUGUCCGGGCCUCUGCCUGCCCUGGACGAGGGUCCGGGGGACGACUGGCGCAGGGGACAAAGGGGGGAGAGCAAGGGGCUAGGGGUAAGGGCAGCGGGCGCAGCAGCAGGGGUUGAGGCUGAUGGGAGGUCAGAAGAGGAAGCCGUUGCUGCUGCAGCAGGUAACGUUGGUGGCAAUGGCGCUGGAUAUGCGGGUGCUGGUAGGGCUGUCUCUUGCGUUGCAGAGGCAGCUACAGCAGCAGCCGGGGUGAUUGUGGUGGACCGGUUUCUGGUGAAAGACGAUGCAGAGCGGCAUGCAGGCGCUAAGGCGUCACGGCCGGGGAAGCUGCCAUCGCGCUUCACAUUCGAGCCUGCUGACGACCCGUCAGAUUUCGAAGACGCAGCGCCUCUCCCUGCUGCUGCUUAUCAACACCCCACUGCAACCUUCUCUACCCCACCCUCUGCUGCUGCUGCUGUUACUACCACCUCUGCUGCUUCUGUUCCUGCCAUCCAGGCUACACCAGGUACGCCCUCCCCGCAUGAGGCCUCAGGGGGCGGUGCCUUCACCGUUCAUAGAGGGCCAGGUGGAUCUACAGGAAGGUUCACAGAGGUGCGGGAGGGUCGAGGGAGAGAGGAUGGGGGGAGGGAGGAGAGGUUGGGGAUGGAGCGGGUGAGAGAGGAGAGAGUGAGGGAUGGUUCUCGGGAAGAUAGGGAGAGGGAGAAGGGGAAGGACGAGAGGGAGCGGAGGAGGGACGAGAGGGGAAAGGUGGAGAGGGGGAGUGAAGAGAAGGGGAAGGAGGAGAGGGGGAGAGAGGAGCGGGCAAGAGAGGAGCGGGUUAGAGAGGAGAGACUGAAGGGAGAGCGAGGGAAGGAGGCACGGACGAGAGAUGAGAAGGCAGGCCCAAGGGAAGGAGGGUUGUUUGCCCGCGAGGUGGGGAAGCUUAAGGAGGAGCGGGCACGAGAGGAGAAGAGGAGGGAGGAGAGGAGCAAGGAGGGAGGUGUGUCCAGGGACAUGUCAAACCAGCCCUCAGGCCGAGCCUCCCUACCAUCGGUGCAUUCGCUGCCCUCCACCAUCCUCUCUGCCCCUGCACGCUCCUCGGCCUCCUCUGCUGCUGCUGUCUCGGACGCUCUUAUAGCAGUGCCCCACUUAAGAUCCCUGCUCAAGCAUGCUUCAGAGCAGCAGGAGGUGCUCUUCACGCUUAUCAAGGAACUCUCAGAGGCGCAUCCAGAGAUUAAGAAUCCGGAGCAAUCAGCAGCGCUGUUGGGACGCAUCAAGGUAGAGUUGCCAUCAGAGAGGGAGCGCGAGCUGAUGCAGCGGAUAGCGGAGAUGAGGUGCAAAGUGGCCACGCUGGUGGAUAAUGUCAUCACCUACCGCAAUCGCAACGCACAGUUGGAGAAGCAGGUGGCAGCAUUUCAGCAGAGGAAGGAGGAGAGAGAAAGGCAGGGGGUGGUGCUGAGGCGAGGGAGGUGA
Molecule: messenger RNA, 1716 nt
Organism: Closterium sp. Yama58-4
Lineage: Eukaryota; Viridiplantae; Streptophyta; Zygnematophyceae; Desmidiales; Closteriaceae
Source: the annotation of a GenBank genome assembly